GAAGGCGCGCCCGGGAUCCCCUCGCCCCCUCCCGCAGGCGCCCAGCGAGUGAGGACGUCCACCGCGACGGGAGGGAGGGAGCGGAGGAGACGGGCAGGCUCGGCGAGGCCAUGUGAUGCUGGGCGAGAGAGUCGCCGCCGCCGGAGCCGCCUCCUCUCCUCCCUCCGAUCCCGGGCUGUCAUGGCGACCCCCAACAACCUGACCCCCACCAACUGCAGCUGGUGGCCCAUCUCGGCGCUGGAGAGCGAUGCGGCCAAGCCGGCCGAGGCCCCCGACGCGCGCGAGGCGGCCAGCCCCGCCCAGUGGCCGAAGGAGAGCCUGGUCCUGUACCACUGGACCCAGUCGUUCAGCUCGCAGAAGAGCAUCCCGGUGUGUCCGCCCGCCUUCCCUGCUCUGACCCUGCACCUGCAGGUGCGGCUGGUGAUCGCCGAGAAGGGCCUGGUAUGUGAGGAGCGGGACGUGAGCCUGCCGCAGAGCGAGCCCAAGGAGCCCUGGUUCAUGCGGCUCAACCUGGGUGAGGAGGUGCCUGUCGUCAUCCACCGCGGCAACAUCAUCAGCGACUACGACCAGAUCAUCGACUACGUUGAGCGCACCUUCACAGGAGAGCACGUGGUGGCCCUGAUGCCCGAGGCCGGCAGCCCGCAGCACGCGCGGGUGCUGCAGUACCGCGAGCUGCUGGACGCGCUGCCCAUGGACGCCUACACGCACGGCUGCAUCCUGCACCCCGAGCUCACCACCGACUCCAUGAUCCCCAAGUACGCCACGGCCGAGAUCCGCAGACACUUAGCCAAUGCCACCACGGACCUCAUGAAACUGGACCAUGAAGAGGAGCCGCAGCUCUCCGAGCCCUACCUUUCCAAACAGAAGAAGCUCAUGGCCAAGAUCCUGGAGCAUGACGACGUGAGCUACCUGAAGAAGAUCCUCGGGGAGCUGGCAAUGGUACUGGACCAGAUCGAGGCCGAGCUGGAGAAGAGGAAGCUUGAGAAUGAGGGGCAGAAAUGUGAGCUAUGGCUCUGUGGCUGUGCCUUCACCCUUGCUGAUGUCCUCCUGGGAGCCACCCUGCACCGCCUCAAGUUCCUGGGACUGUCCAAAAAGUACUGGGAAGAUGGCAGCCGGCCCAACCUGCAAUCGUUCUUUGAGAGAGUCCAGAGACGCUUUGCCUUCCGGAAGGUCCUGGGUGACAUCCACACCACUCUGCUGUCGGCCGUCAUCCCCAAUGCGUUCCGGCUGGUCAAACGGAAACCCCCAUCUUUCUUUGGGGCGUCCUUCCUCAUGGGUUCCCUGGGAGGGAUGGGCUACUUUGCCUACUGGUACCUCAAGAAAAAAUACAUCUAGAGCCGAGCCGGGGGCUUGGGUCUGACUGUUGGUGUCUCUGUGCUGUGUGAUUCCAAAUGAGCUCUCAGUAAUCACUGUCUCUUGAACACUUGGACAGCCCUUUCCUGCCCCUUGUUCUGAGUAAUUCUAUCGUCAGUGUGAAAACGUCCCAUAGUGUAGAAGUAGAUUUGCGACUGCCAUGAGUUGAGGCCACGGCUCUAUUAAAGGAGAGAAAGAGAGAGGAAAAAAAAAAGAGAGAAAAAUAGAAACAAAACAUGAAUGCCUUUUCUUUCAAUUCAAGAUCUCAAGAUGGAACUGUGAGGACUGGUUGGGAUCUGAGGUGAGUCCCAGGCUGCUUUAUCCAUCAGAGCCCAGAUUCUGGGAGGUGCUGGGGACUAAGCGAACCUGACCUUGCCUCCCCUUCCCUCUUGUCCAGGGAACUCUUGCACAGGACAAAGCCAACAUCAAGACUUGACUCUUCUAACCGGUACCUCCGGGUGGGGCUGGAGAUCCAAAGACCCUAUGGGCAGCCCCUGAAGAUCAGAAGGGGCUUCAUUCUUCUCCUGAGCAUGGACUGAGACAGCAGUGAAUUGAGUCAAGACAGUGACACCCAAAAAUCAGGCUGUGGUUUGGGGCCAACACAUGAAAACUCCCCUCUUGUUUCGGCCAGUGCAUUUGGUUUGGCACUUUAAUAGAAAUCCCUGAAGGCAGCAUCCACCGUCCUCUUCCUCCCGUGAGUUGAGUUUUCCUACCACAAGAGGUGGGACUUUCACUAAAAGCCACACUGGCCUUUUCUGAGGUCAGUUCCAUUCCAGGUGCGGGGAAAGGUCCAGAGGAGGAUGCACCUAAGGUCCUUUUCCCAGCCUCUGCCAAAGCCAUCUCCUUUAAGCUCACCUUUCCCAUCACUCAUGGGCUCUCUCCAUGUCCCCAAAGGGGUCUCUGCAUCUCUACUGCCCACCCUGGUCAUGUUUCACUUUCCUGUGCCUUUAGCAUGUUGGGAAAGGGUCUGGGUGUCACUGCCGCUCUGCUUAGAAACCACUGAAAGCCCCCAAUAAAGCGUCCAGGAGGAGCAGUUUCUUUUCAUUUCUAAACCUGUGUUGUCCAUCUACCUCUCUGUCUCCAAAGAUUGGGGUCUGAAGGGUAGAGAUGCAUGGUUUCAGACUCAGUUCUUCUGCAAGAGCGGGCAGAAGGAUUCUCAAGUUGCUGGGCCUGGGGAUGGCUUCUGAAUAGACUUGAAAGCUCUGACCUUGACAUAAACUUGCCUUUCUUGGGCACAAUGAUUCACAGUUUACAGAGCACAUUCACAACUCAUG
This is a messenger RNA of Choloepus didactylus (southern two-toed sloth), 2627 nucleotides long. It is a transcript of the gene GDAP1L1, whose product is annotated as ganglioside induced differentiation associated protein 1 like 1. Lineage: Eukaryota; Metazoa; Chordata; Mammalia; Pilosa; Megalonychidae. The transcript has 6 exons. The record is from RefSeq and is a predicted model, not a curated record. The coding region runs from base 181 to 1335 and encodes 384 amino acids.